Messenger RNA from Necator americanus (New World hookworm), 351 nucleotides. RefSeq lists its product as uncharacterized. Lineage: Eukaryota; Metazoa; Nematoda; Chromadorea; Rhabditida; Ancylostomatidae. The transcript has a single exon. The coding region runs from base 1 to 351 and encodes 116 amino acids. The record is from RefSeq and is a predicted model, not a curated record.
AUGGAUCAUCAUGAUGGAGCGAAUUGCAGAUUAAUAGACUCCCAGCUUGACUUCUUUGGUGAGGAAGUCGACCACGGACAUUUCGUUAAGGAGUUAGAUGUAAAAGUGACCUUACCGAUCUUUGCUGAAUAUGUCUUUCGUAGCUGUCAUUGUUUUUCAAAUUUAGAACAGGUAACAGAAGUCAUCGACGAGUUCGAUCGGUUGUCUGCCCAUCCUGGUUCGUAUUCGGGAUCUCGAAGAGACCCACAUCCGCUUGCACUUAUCAAGGCGUUAACGCAGUCCAUAGGCUGCAGCCAGCUUCGAUACAAGGCGGACAACAUACUGAAGUUCCGUACUGCUCUCCGCGAAUAA